AUGGAUAGAGGAGCUUCAUUUAGUGGUACUGAGGCAGCUAUGUUGCCUGAGGCGGAGAAUGAACCUUUUAGACCGGGUAGCAACAUUAGUCAGUUGGGUCAUCUUGCUAGUUUCGUGGUCGGUUGCUCCUCAGGGGAAUUGCUGAAGGGAAAAUCUGGAGUUGUAAAUUUAGAAGGAGGCGUUGAUGCUGCUGGAGACCACCAAAAGGACCCGAAUUCUCUAGAUUCUGCCUUGCCACCUGUUGUUGCUGGAUCCAUGCAGAUGUGCAGAGAGAGUACUUUCUCUGAGCAGGAUGAGGCUAGUAACAAGGACAGAGACACCCUUUCUCCUGAGAAGAGGAAUGCAAAGUUGCCUACUGAAACCAGUUAUGUGGAAUGCGAGAUUGUUGGAAAUGUUGUAAUUGCUAGUGGAUCAGAAUUUGAUAAUACGUCGGGAAUAAACCCGGUAAAUCAUGAAGUUAUUAAUUUUGGAUGUUUAAAUAAUGAUUCACAAGUGUAUCUAUUUUUUAUUCACCUUCUUUCAUUCUGCUUUGCAGCAUUGGAAGACACUAACUUAGUUUCCCACGAUAUAUUGGAUGGUGCUCCUCUACUUUCUGGUAAUGGUACUAGUGCUGAAAAAAUAAUUGAUUACAAUGAGCAGAAGGCACCUGCUCUUGUUGUAGAGCACACACACAUGGGUAAAAAGGAAGAAUUGGAAGUUGAAAUCCCUGCAGAAGUAAGUUUAUCCGCCCUAAAAGAGUGUUCACAAGUGGAAAGUCAGCUAGGUUCUAUUUCUGAAGGUCCUCUUUUUGAAGUUGAAAAAGGUUCAUCUCAUGACAGUGCUGUGCCAAUGCUUAGUGAGACGCUUGAUCGGUCGAUGUCAAUGUUGGAGACUUGUAAUAGAGAAAGCCACGGUGAGCAGGCUAUGGUGGCUAGAGAAGUCCAAGAGUGCUCUAGGAAUGUGGAAGUGUAUUCUGUUCCCCGUGGACCAGUUGUAAAAGAGGGUGAUGAUCCUGGAGCAGAAGAUCUUGAAAACCAUAAAGAAAUGACAGGAAAAAAUCACGAGGCGGCAACCUUAAAAGUUGCAGCUGAUGUUUCAGCUGACCAUCAAGCUUCCUCUGAUCUUGCCUGCGUAUCUGAGUGUGAUGCUAAUUGCAUGCUUGAAGGUGGAGGAAUUUCUGCAGAAUCUGAUAAGACUAGUUGUGAUUCACCCAUUGUUUUUAGUUGCCCUGGGCUUUCUCACAGUGAAAACUAUGAGCAAGAGGGGCUCAAGGGGGCUGUUGCUGGGAAUGUCUCACUUUCUGAGGUCGCUGAGAAAGCUCAGGCGAUUUCCCCGAAUCUGAAAGAAAAUGACGCCUCAAUAGAAGAAAGGAGCUUUACUUUUGAAGUCAGUCCGGCAGUGCAUCUCUCUCAGGGAGGAACUUGCAAGAUUGUGGAGGGAUCACCUUUAACCUCUGGUGCCGGGCAAGCAGAUCCUAAGACGGUGCAUGAAAUUUCUCGUGUAAGCCCUCAAGUCUUUGACAGGGGGACUGUGCGGGGAGGUGCCAAAGAUACCUCUGCUCGGAAAACAAGGCGAGCAUCUGGAAAGCCAUCUGCAAAAGACAACUCAAAAAAGAGAAACACUGCAAAUGAAAUCGCCCUUGUGAUACAGACAGAUAGAGGCAAUAAGUCAUGCAGUAUGCCCAUGAUCCCCUUUGGGACGGGCCAGUUUGUGCAAUUUGAAGAGUUGAAGCACUAUGGGGAUGUUGAAUGCAGUGGUGCAAAACCAUCUGUCGUCGUCUCUAUUCCUACAUCCAAUCUGCCAGAUUUGAACACUUCAGCUCCUUUGUCUGCGUUGUUUCAACAGCCUUUUACGGAUUUACAACAAGUGCAAUUGCGAGCGCAGAUAUUUGUUUAUGGAUCUCUGAUACAAGGAGCAGUACCUGAUGAGGCUUGUAUGACUUCGGCCAUCGGGCCAUCUGAUGGUGGGAGGAGUCUUUGGGAGCCUGCAUGGCGUGCUUGCAUAGACAGAGUCCAUGGUCAGAAAUCCCGUACCAACAAUUCUGCAACCCCUGUGCAAUCACAUUCAGGUGCUAGAGUUCCUGAUCAACCAACUAAACAAAGUUCACUUCAAAAUAAAUCUCUUUCCUCAUCUUUUGGCCGAGCUAGCAUUAAGGGCACUCCUUCCCCUGUUGUCAAUCCCAUUAUACCCCUUUCGUCGCCUCUUUGGAAUAUGUCUACCCCUUCUUGUGAUGGUUUGCAAUCCAGUGGUAUGCCUCGAGGCGCACUUUUUGAUUACCAUCAGGCUUUGUCUCAUUUGCUUCCUUUUCAGACUGCACCUAUUCGAAAUUCUUCUGGACAUAGCAACUCUUGGUUAUCUCAGGCCCCAUUUGCUGGUCCUUGGGUUGGUUCUCCACAACCUUCUGGCUUUGAUUUCAGUGCUCAUUUUUCUGUGUUGCCUUCUACAGAAACUGUCAAAUUAACCUCUGUUAAGGAAUCAUCUGUACCUAUUUCCUCUGGCAUAAACCAACCUAUUCCUGUGGCUCAUAGUGGGAGUCCUAGUGUUCUAGCCGGGACUUCUUCUCCACUAGAUGUGAAGAAGGUGACAGCAUCACCUGGCAAGCAUUCUGCCGAUCCAAAAACCAGAAAGAGGAAAAAGGUUUCUGUUUCUGAGGAUCUUGAUCAGGUCUCUUUGCUUGCUAAAACUCAGUCAGAGUCAAUGUCUACCCCUGUUGUUGGUAGUCAUUUGCCAAUAAAGGUUCCUGUUGGUGGAGAUAUUGGCCAGAUCUCUUUGCCUGCUCAAGGUUGGACAAAAUCAUUUUGUGCUCCUUUUGUUACUGGUCAUUUUUCUACCGCAGUUGCAGUCACAGCCCCUUCGUGCUUUGUGUCUAAAAGCAGUUCUGCUAAAUCUCUUACAGCUGUAUCUCCCGCAGCUUCUGCUUAUCAUCCACAGAUAGGGGAUCAGAAUGCGGAGAAUGGGGUUAUAAUUACACAGGAACCAUUUACUAAUGUUGAGGAUGCAAAGGUACAAGCAGAGGAUGCUGUUGCUCAUGCUGCUGCUGCAGUUAGCCAGUGCGAAGGUGUAUGGAGUCAGUUAGUUAAGCAGAAGAAUUCUGGAUUGAGUUCAGAUGUCGAAGCUAAGUUAGCUUCGGCAGCUGUUGCAAUAGCUGCUGCUGCUUCUGUAGCAAAGGCUGCAGCUGCAGCUGCCAAGAUUGCAUCAAAUGCUGCAAUACAAGCAAAACUAAUGGCUGAUGAAGCAUUGGUCUAUUGGAACUGGCAAUGCGCCUGA
Ilex paraguariensis (yerba mate) is the source of this 3246-nucleotide messenger RNA. Lineage: Eukaryota; Viridiplantae; Streptophyta; Magnoliopsida; Aquifoliales; Aquifoliaceae. The record is from the annotation of a GenBank genome assembly.